This is a messenger RNA of Naegleria gruberi, 1506 nucleotides long. RefSeq lists its product as uncharacterized. Gene Ontology annotation, biological process: proteolysis. NCBI's taxonomy places the organism in Eukaryota, Heterolobosea, Eutetramitea, Acrasida, Naegleriidae. The transcript has 4 exons. Gene Ontology annotation, molecular function: metallopeptidase activity. The record is from RefSeq and is a predicted model, not a curated record. Bases 1 to 1506 code for a protein of 501 amino acids.
AUGCAACAACAAUUUAUUGUACCUUCGGAUAAUGAAAUUUUAGAAGCGAUUGGUAAACCUGUCCCUGCCAUGUUUAUUCCAGGUGAUUGCUUUCAAAAUUUGAAAUUACCAGGACCAAAUGAUUGGCUCAACCGAUACAAGGAAGAAGGUCAAACAUUUUACAACUUUAUUUCUUCACAGGAAGAAAAUCCUGAAGAAGAAACAGAAAAGAGAAUUUAUCUUGUUCCUGUUGGAUCAUUUGAGAAAGAAAAUGCUCCUGAUUUGAAUGUUUUAUUGGAAUAUAUUUCUGUGUUUUUUAAUUGUGGAAAUGUUCAAUUACUUCCACGUAUUGAAUUGAUUGGAGAAGAUCAAGUUAAAAUGGAGGAAAAACAGGUUGUUACAAAUAGUAAUUUACAUUCUAAUCACUUGUUGAGUGCAAAAACAAAAAACUCAGUUUCAGAUAAAAUUGCCAAACAGAGGAAACAACAGAAUUCAUCAAAAUAUAUAAAUGAACAUAAUCAUUGGAAUUUUACUCAUGAUAAUGCACUUACAAUACAAACUCAAGAUAAAUCUUUGAAUGAAUCAGUUUCACCUAAACAGAGAAAGAAAAAGAAACGAAAAAAGGAAAAAGUUGAAAAAAAGAAAAUGUAUUUAAAAAUUGGAGAUUCAUAUGAGGCAGUAACAUGUAGGAAAGCAUUAGACCAUGAUCAGAUACAGUUAUCAAUUUCUGACGUAUUGGAUGUGUUAGAAAUGCAAGUUUUACCUGAUGAUGCAUUUUGCAUGAUUGCCUUGACACUAACUGAUUUGUAUAUGGACGAGGAUGAUUUAUUUGUUGUGGGAUGGGCUGGGAACUUUUCUGCUCUCUUUUCAUUUGCUAGAUAUGAUCCAAAUUUUACUCAUACUUUGAAUGGAGGUAGAACUUCAGCUUCUUCUCAUCAACAAACUGAGGAAAACAAUAAUUUGGGAGUUAAUCAAAGAAUUGAUCUUAUUCUGAAGAGAUGUUUAAAAACUGUUGUACAUGAAACGUUGCAUAUUUUUGGACUAAGACACUGUAUAUUUUAUUCAUGCUUAAUGAAUGGAACUGCUUCACUGCAUGAAGAUGAUGAGACACCAAUGUUUAUGUGCCCUAUUUGUGAAAGGAAACUUCAAUACGUUUUAAAGUUUGAUGUGAUAAAUAGGUAUAGGAAAAUGUUGGACUUUUUCGAGAAUUAUUUAUCAACUCACAAUUUUGGAGAAGAGGUUCAGUGGAUUAAGAAGAGAAUUUCAUUUCUCGAAUCUAUUCAACACGAUAAUUCAAAUGAAUCAAAGUAUGGAGACAUUCUACUGCCAAUGAGACCAGCAACGAGUGAACGAGAUGUCUUUAUGAGUCCAAUGCACCCACCUCUCAACUCAAUGAGUGAGCUCUUACUAUCUCAUCAACAAAAUUCAAACAGAAAUCGAUGUCGAUGUAAUAAUUAUCUUUGUAAAUAUACUUCCUCAACUGGAGAAGAUUCAAGUGAAACCGAUACAGAUGAUUCUAAUGAGUAA